UAAUAGCCUGGGUGUUCCCGCUCUUUCUGACAAUCUGAGGAGAAGAAACCUGUUAGCCAAAUUAGCUAGGAUUUGCGGUUUAUUAUAAAUUUUUUGACGUUUUUUUUAAAUUCACAGAGUAAAUAUGGGUUAUUUAAAGCAGAUAGAUGUGGAAAACUUCAAGUCGUGGAAAGGAAAGCAGACUAUUGGUCCUUUUAAGAGAUUCACCUGUAUUAUUGGGACGAACGGUUCAGGUAAAUCGAAUUUGAUGGAUGCUCUGGGUUUUGUGAUGGGAGAGAGAGCCUCCAGUCUGAGGGUGAAGCAAACGAAAGACCUGAUACAUGGCGCUCAUAUCGGUAUACCGGUUUCCCGCACCGCCUCGGUCUCUAUGCGCUUCUGCAACGAUAACGAUCAAGAAACGAUUUUCAGCAGAGUCAUAUCAGGUGAGUCGUCGGAGUACCGAGUGAACGGCAGGCAGGUGGCACUGAGCAGGUACACCUCCGAGCUGGAGAACAUUGGCAUCGUGGUGAAAGCCAGGAACUGCUUAGUAUUCCAGGGUGCUGUAGAGUCCAUUGCUAUGAUGAACGCCAAAGAACGCACAAAGAUGUUUGAACGCAUCAGUAGUUCCAUCGAGCUGGCGAGCGAGUACGAGACCAAGCUGUCCCUGUUGCAGAAAGCCAAAGAAGACACGCAGUACAAUUUUAAUCGAAAACGGGCAGCCACUGCAGAGAAGAAGCAGGUGUUCAAGGACAAAACCGAGGCAGAGAAAUACCAAGCCCUGGUGGAGCAGCUCAGUGAAAGCAAGCUGCAGCUCAGCCUUUAUCAGCUUUAUCACAACGAGAGGGGCGUUAACUCGCUCGUGGAGUCCCUGAGCGAGAAACAGGAGGCUGUCGCGGUCAAAAAUAGUGUAGUGGAAGAGUGGGAGCAAAGUGUGAGCUCAAAGAAAGAGCAUGGACGCCUGAACAGGGAGUUGCAGAAACUAGAGAAGGAGAUAAAAUCCCAGGAGGAAAUCCUCAGUCGUCAGAGGCCUCAGUACAUCAAGGCCAAAGUAAACACCGGUCACCACCAGAACAAGACAAAGGAGGCACACAUCAGCCUGCUAAAGAUCCAGAAGCAGCAGGCCAAGAAAGAGCAGGAGCUGCAGGAGCUGGAGAUGGAGCUGAGUGGCCUGGAGAGGGCUUGGAGAGUUUAUGAGAGAGAGAUAGAGGAGCGAGCCGCUCAGAGGGGCGAGGCUGUCCAGCUAGAGGAAGCUCAGCUGGAGCGUUACAAGGAGCUGAAAGAACUGUCCAGGAAAGGAGCUGUUUUAUUACAGAAAGCUGAGAAACUCCACUGGGAGCUGAAGGCCGACCGGGAAAAGCUGGAGUUUGACAAAAGGCGAAAAAGCGAAGUUGAGGCAAACAUUCGUCAAGCUGAAGAUCAUUUGGACGAGUUAACCAGGAGGGCAGGGAAACUGGAGGAGUAUGCCAUCAACUCGAACAAAGCUCUGGACGAGCAGCGGGAGCAGGAGCGGACCUUGAGGGAGAUGUUGGAGCGCGGACGGUUGAGGAUGCUCGAGGUGAACGAGGAACUGGGUUUGGUGGUGAAGGAGCUCCAGAAUGCUCGCAUGGAUAGUCAGGAGAAUCGGAGACAGCAGAAACGAGACGAGAUCCUUGAGAGCCUGCGCAGACUCUACCCGGAUGUUGUGUACGGACGCUUGUUGGACCUGUGUCAGCCCAUCCACAAGAAAUACCAGCUCGCUGUCACGAAGGUGUUCGGCCAUUACAUGACUGCCAUCGUGGUGUCCUCUGCUAAAGUGGCCCGUGACUGCAUCCAGAUUAUAAAAGAGGAGAGAGCAGAGCGAGAGACGUUCCUCCCUCUUGACAACCUGGAUGUGAAGCCGCUAAACGAGCGUCUCAGGGAGGUCCGUGGAGCCAAGAUGGUGGUAGACGUGGUACAGUGUUCCCACAAUGCACCUCAGUUAAAGAGAGUGGUGCAGUUUGUCUGUGGGAAUUCCCUCGUGUGUGAGAAUCUCAAAGACGCCCGGCAUAUUGCGUUUGAUGGCCCAGUGCGCCUUAAGACCGUGUCUUUUGAUGGUACCUUGUUCUUCAAGUCUGGGGUGAUCUCCGGUGGCUCUGUUCACUUGCGCAUUAAAGCUCGGCGCUGGGAGGAAAAGGACAUGAACGGCCUGAAAGAGCGUAAGGAGCAGCUGAGUGAAGAGCUGAGGGAACUAAUAAACCUAAAACGCAAGCAGGCUGAGCUCCAUCAGAUCACCGCUCAGGCCCAGGGAAUCCAGACUCGCCUCAAAUACUCCAACUCGGAGCUGGAGUCCAUUCGCAAAAAAGUUAUCCCAGCAUGUCAGGCUGAAAUCUCCAGAUUGGAGAGUGAGCUGUCAAACCUGAAGUCUCAGAUCGAGAUGCAGGCCAAUAAUGUACAAGUAAAGGACGGCGAGGUGACCGCCAUCCAGGAUGAAAUCAAUCACAUGGAGGACAUUGUGUUCUCAGACUUCUGUGCUGAGAUUGGAGUAGCCAACAUUCGUGAGUACGAGCAGGAUUAUGUGAGGCAGCAAGGAGAGAUCGAGAACAAGCGGCUGCAGUUUGAGUCUCAGCGCACCCGUCUGAACACCCAGUUCGAGUAUGAACAGGAGCAGCUCCACAAGCAGCAAAAGCUGAUUAACAAAAUGAAGGAGUCCAUCAGGAAUGAGGAAGAUAUCAUCUUCAUGUUAAAAGAGGAGGAAGAGAAGCUGCUCACUGCAGUCGAUGAGUCUCAGGCGAAGCUCCUAGACUUGAGGAGUAAGCAAGUGGAGCAGAGGUCUUAUGUUAAUAAAGCAAAGGCUGAUCUGGAUAGGAAAAGCAGUGGCCUGCAGGAGAACUCCAGGGAACUGGUAAAGCAGCAGAAGGAGAUGAUUUCUGUAGAAACUGCUCUGGAGCAUCAGAGACUUUGCAGACACAAUCUACUGCUGGGCUGCAAAAUCGAAGGUCUGCCUAUUAAUGUGCUCUCAGGAACACUGGAUGACAUCAGUGACAUCCAGCUGGACUCCGAAUCUGUAAGCACCACCACACAAGACAUUUAUGAGCGAGAAGCACAGAUGGUGAUUGACUAUGGACCGCUGGGAGGCAACCUGAAAAGACUGACUGAAGAGCAGGAUGUGAUGGCCCAACUGGAGGUGCUGAGAGAGGAAGUGUCUUCUCUUGAAAAACUGAUCAAUACGUCCAAACCACCCAAUAUGAAGGCCCUGGAGAAGAUGAGUGAGGUGAAGGACAGCUUCCGUGAAGUUGUUGAUGCAUUUGAGGCCAGUGCAAGAGCAGCGAAGAAAUGCCAUCAGGAGUUUGAGCACGUGAAGGCCAGACGCUUCCAUCGCUUCAGCCAGUGCUUCGAGCACGUUUCUGUCGCCAUCAGCAACAUCUACAAAGACCUCUGCAGGAACGCCAGUGCUCAGGCGACCCUGAGUGCAGAAAACCCUGAUGAGCCUUACUUGGGUGGUAUCAGUUAUAACUGUGUGGCACCCGGGAAGAGAUUUAUGGCAAUGGACAACCUGUCAGGAGGAGAGAAGUCCAUUGCAGCGCUCGCUCUGGUGUUUGCUAUUCACAGCUUCCGUCCCGCUCCUUUCUUUGUGCUGGAUGAGGUGGAUGCUGCUUUGGACAACACAAACAUUGGCAAGGUGACGAGCUUCAUUAGAGAACAAUCAAGAAAUAACUUUCAGGUCAUUGUCAUCUCACUGAAGGAGGAGUUCUAUUCACAGUCAGAUGCUCUUCUGGGGGUUUACUCUGAGUGUAAUGACAUCAUGUCUAGCCAACUCCUGUCUCUGGACCUCACUCCGUACCCCCUCAAUGACGAGAACGACAAAGAGAGAGAGAUGGACAUGUAAAGGAGCAAAAAAGAAAAAUCGGUUUCUGUUAAAUGUUAAAAAAAAUGCAGAAUUCAGUAACUACAGUUUAGAAUUAAAUUUCAGUUCAUUUGCAUGUUUGUAAAAUGUUUGUAUUCAUUUUCUGUUUUAAAUGGUUCAGUUUUAUGCUCUCGUUUACAAGCACUUCACUGUUAAAAUAUUGUUCUUUGUGAACAUACAAGUAAUUAGAGAAUUGUUUUUCUAAAAUCUGUUCUAAUGAGGUUCUGAUUAGAGUCUAAUUGAUGUUUAAUUGACGUGUUUUUAUUAAGCGGUUAAAUUUAAAUAAAUGUUAUUUUUUUCAA
This is a messenger RNA of Silurus meridionalis, 4143 nucleotides long. RefSeq names its product structural maintenance of chromosomes 1B (gene smc1b). Gene Ontology annotation, biological process: sister chromatid cohesion. The record is from RefSeq and is a predicted model, not a curated record. Gene Ontology annotation, cellular component: chromosome; nucleus; cohesin complex. Lineage: Eukaryota; Metazoa; Chordata; Actinopteri; Siluriformes; Siluridae. Gene Ontology annotation, molecular function: DNA binding; ATP hydrolysis activity; protein binding.